GUCCACAUUUUCAAUGUUCAUAGAGGGAGUAUUGCUUUCAGGAAUCACCUAAAAGCAGGCCAUGACAUCUCUCAGUUUUCUCUCUGUUGCCUGUUGCCUAGCAUUGUGCAAGAGGCUUUACCCUUUGAGAAGUUUUAUGGAAAUGGUUAUGUAGUUCAAUAUCCACGUUUUGUGGACUUAAAGGCGCUUCAAAUACGAGUUCCACCUAAAUCGGAGGUAUGGCCGCUCUCAAGCUUCUUUCUGGUGAAACUUUCGGAGCGAUUUGUUAUUCGCGAUAGUUCGAUAUUACACAGCAGUAUACUUCGAUCAUGAUGCGAUGAUGGUUUUCAAUCAUUUUCGUAAAAUUGUCAGUCAUGUCAGAAUAUUGCAGUUUUUACAAUCUCAUUCUCCUUAUGCACACAAAGGUCUAUAUAUUUUCUUCCGAAAUGAAUCAAGUUUUGUGCCUAAAAAGGUACUUAUUGUGGCAAAACUAUCGAGAUACCAUUUUGAAAAGUUACGGGAACCUGAGCUCAAUGAAACCCAGCUGAAGUUAAAACUAAUAGAAAGAGGCUCUGAUUACGAUGCUAUGCGUGCUAGUCAUUUUGCCACCAAAGCAGUGAAAGAUGAAGUAAUUCAAAUUUUACAAAAGAUGAAUGUGGAAUAUAAGAUAAUAGAUAGAACAACUUUAGAUCAAUCAUAUUUUACAUGGGCAGAUUUAGUUCUGCCAAUUGGCGGUGAUGGAACAUUUCUUUUAGCUUCAAAUUUAAUAUUUGACAAUAAAAAACCUAUAAUGGGCAUUAAUUCAUAUCCUGAAAAGUCAGAAGGUUAUCUUCUGUUGCCAACAAAAUAUACAAAAAACAUAACUGAGAUUUUUGAAAUGUUAAAAGCAGGACAUUACAGUAUACUUAUGCGAAGGAGAAUUCGGAUUAUUUUAAAAGGAGAAGAAAUAUGGAAAGCUCCUUUUCACAUGCAUGAAGAAGGACGCAUUGUAGGUGGUGAAAGAUUUUAUGUAACUGAGAAUUUCAAAGGCAAUCCUGAUGAAUUGCCACGAGAAAGGCAUCUACCUUGGUUGGCACUUAAUGAAGUAUUCAUGGGUGAAACAUUAUCAGCACGAACGAGUUCCUUGUUCAUAAAAUUAGAUAAAGAACAAAAGUAUCAAAAAGUUAAAAGCUCUGGUUUGUGUGUAAGCACUGGUACUGGAUCAACAUCUUGGUAUAAAUCUAUAAACAGUCUGAGUCAACAAACUGUGCAAGAAAUAUUGAACCUUAUAGAUACUAAGCGACGAUUUACCAAUAACGAAAUUGAGACUAUCUGUUCAACAUACAAUAGCAAUUUACGGUUUGAUGCAGAGGAUUCCAGACUGUGUUAUUCUAUAAGAGAUAUGAUAGUAACUGAUGCAAUGCUCGUUUCGAAGCGUAUAUGUCCUCGCGGUUUUUGUAAAAAGAUUACUGUGAGAUCACAGUGUUUCGAUGCAGGUUUAGUUUUCGAUGGUGGAAUAGCGGUUCCCUUCAACUUCGGUACCAUCGCGGAAAUAGAAACUUUUCCGGAAGACUCUUUACGAACUAUUAUUCUCCCCGAUUGAAUCGACUAUUAGAGUACCUUUAAAGAAGUAUUUCAGUGAUACAAAUAUAAUAAUUUUUUAUCAUGUAAAUAAUAU
Camponotus floridanus (Florida carpenter ant) is the source of this 1636-nucleotide messenger RNA. RefSeq names its product NAD kinase 2, mitochondrial (gene Nadk2). Gene Ontology annotation, cellular component: mitochondrion. NCBI's taxonomy places the organism in Eukaryota, Metazoa, Arthropoda, Insecta, Hymenoptera, Formicidae. The coding region runs from base 317 to 1561 and encodes 414 amino acids. Gene Ontology annotation, biological process: NADP+ biosynthetic process; NAD+ metabolic process. The transcript has 6 exons. The record is from RefSeq and is a predicted model, not a curated record. Gene Ontology annotation, molecular function: NAD+ kinase activity.